UAUUGCGCAGCAAGUUUAGGCGGGUUUUGAAGACACCGUAUUUCAUUUCAUAUUUCGCGGUUACUGUCGUUAGGUGGUUCGUAUAACGGUUGCAUAGUGGAAAUAUUUUAGCUUUUGUAAAGUAUAUGAUUUAUUUUUGGCCUUAUUUGUAAGUGAUAUACUUUCGACUAUGUCUUCUUCAGUCUCUGUGCUUCACCAAAAUUCCUCACAAAAUAUUAUUAAAGAAUUAGAUAUGAACAAAGAAAAUAAGAAUGAAGUUAAUAUUAUGAAAAAUGAAAAAAGAAAAUCUAAAUCAGUUCUGAAAACUAGCGAUGAGCCACUGUUACGUGAAAACCCUCGUAGAUUUGUAGUAUUUCCCAUCGAGUAUCAAGAUAUAUGGCAGAUGUAUAAAAAGGCUGAAGCAUCGUUCUGGACUGCUGAAGAAGUUGACUUAUCUAAAGAUCUGGGAGAUUGGGAAAAGUUAAAGCCCGAAGAGAAGCAUUUUAUUUCACACAUUUUAGCAUUUUUCGCAGCAAGUGAUGGCAUUGUGAAUGAAAAUUUGGUUGAAAGAUUCAGUCAAGAAGUACAGGUCACUGAAGCCCGUUGUUUCUAUGGUUUUCAGAUAGCAAUUGAAAAUGUGCAUUCCGAAAUGUACAGUUUGCUUAUAGAUACUUAUAUUAAAGAUAAGUCAGAAAGGGAAAAGUUAUUCAAUGCUAUUGAAACUCUUCCCUGUGUGAAGAAGAAAGCUGAUUGGGCUUUGAAUUGGAUUAAUCAUACACAUGCAUCCUUUGGUGAACGAAUCGUUGCAUUUGCUGCUGUAGAAGGAAUAUUCUUUUCUGGUUCAUUUGCAUCCAUAUUCUGGUUGAAGAAGAGAGGGUUAAUGCCUGGCCUUACAUUUAGCAAUGAGUUGAUAAGUCGAGAUGAAGGUUUGCAUUGCGAUUUUGCCUGCCUUAUGUUCAGCCAUCUCGUAAAUAAGCCAUCAGAAAAAAGAGUUACCCAAAUUAUAUCUGAUGCUGUAUCUAUUGAACAAGAAUUUCUCACAGAAGCAUUACCUGUUGCUUUAAUAGGAAUGAACAAUAAGUUGAUGAAACAGUACAUUGAAUUUGUAGCUGACAGACUUCUAGUGGAACUAGGAUGUGAAAAGGUUUGUAUAUAAUAAUGUACUUUUGAUUAGUCA
Molecule: messenger RNA, 1156 nt
Organism: Stegodyphus dumicola
Lineage: Eukaryota; Metazoa; Arthropoda; Arachnida; Araneae; Eresidae
Gene: RnrS
Product: ribonucleoside-diphosphate reductase subunit M2
Biological process (GO): deoxyribonucleotide biosynthetic process
Cellular component (GO): cytosol
Molecular function (GO): ribonucleoside-diphosphate reductase activity, thioredoxin disulfide as acceptor
Source: RefSeq, a predicted model, not a curated record